UCCUCGGCCCUACAGCCUUCCGGAAAUACACUCGUUGUCUAACAUGUGUUUACUUGCUUACACAGCAAUGGCUGUCUAACUUCAUAAUCAUACAAUUCUGCUAAAGGGUUGGAUUACGUAAACCAAAAAAUGACUUCAAACAGUCGAGAGGACGAGAUUUCUGAAGCACAUUCUGCGAUCAAAGAGGAACUCAACAAGAAGAUAAAGGAGCAGAAGAUUGUCGUAGAUGAGCUCUCAAAUCUGAAGAAAAAUAGGAAAGUCUACGUGCAACAACGCAACAGCAACAUUUUCUUCCUGGCUGACAAAGGACAGAUGCUUGGAACAAAUAAAAAGGAAUUGGACAUCUUGAAAAAGGAGCUGCAAGAUAUGUAAGCCCUAUCAAACCUUCACCUGCACCAUGUGUGGCAUCUUCUGUCUGCUC
Gadus chalcogrammus (walleye pollock) is the source of this 421-nucleotide messenger RNA. RefSeq names its product ASNSD1 upstream open reading frame protein-like. The record is from RefSeq and is a predicted model, not a curated record. The transcript is spliced from 4 exons. NCBI's taxonomy places the organism in Eukaryota, Metazoa, Chordata, Actinopteri, Gadiformes, Gadidae. The coding region runs from base 130 to 372 and encodes 80 amino acids.